ACGACGACUUCGCUCAUUCUUAUGACCGCAGUACCGGUGAACGACAUCACGAAGAAAGAAUACGAGAAAAAAAGAGAGAAGGAAGCAAAAAAGACAAUCAUGCUUUGGCUAAAGAAGUUAUUGCCGGUCUCGUUGCUGCUGAAGCAGAAAAACUAAAGGAUUAG
Messenger RNA from Ambispora leptoticha, 164 nucleotides. The record is from the annotation of a GenBank genome assembly. Lineage: Eukaryota; Fungi; Glomeromycota; Glomeromycetes; Archaeosporales; Ambisporaceae.